This is a messenger RNA of Bolinopsis microptera, 4032 nucleotides long. RefSeq names its product sodium/hydrogen exchanger 8-like. Bases 1437 to 3770 code for a protein of 777 amino acids. Gene Ontology annotation, molecular function: sodium:proton antiporter activity; potassium:proton antiporter activity. The record is from RefSeq and is a predicted model, not a curated record. The transcript has 3 exons. Gene Ontology annotation, cellular component: cytoplasm; plasma membrane. Gene Ontology annotation, biological process: potassium ion transmembrane transport; sodium ion import across plasma membrane; proton transmembrane transport. Lineage: Eukaryota; Metazoa; Ctenophora; Tentaculata; Lobata; Bolinopsidae.
CACUACUAUAUAACAAAUAAUUUGAGAUAAGAGCGAUAUAAACAUGAUGGCCUCAUCCGGACCAGUAGGGACUGCAGGGUCCCUCCCACAAGCCCCUCCCAAACCUUGGUGGACUAGUCAAUUAGACGACUGCUACAAGAAGCUGCAGGCUAAUAAUCAGAGGUGUAUCAGGAACAAUAAUGAGAAAAACAAAAAGCAUUACAUGGAUUCUCAGAGAAAGUACGUACAAGCGGUCCAGAGCCACCAGGCUGCCUACACAACCAAUCUCAUCCAAAUGAUGCAAUACUGUCCAUCAGGUCAGUUCUGGACCCUCAGGCAGCAGCAGCAGACUUCCUUCGCUCUCCCUAUGUCACCAGUCAUCAACAACACUCACCACAGCUUCAGAGCCAACAACAGCAGCAGCAGUGUGGGGUCGGACGAAGCUUACUUUAAGGAGGUGGAGAACCACCCAGAGGAGGAGGGGGACUCAUAGAGCGAGGUGGUUCAUACAUUGCAGAACUGUUAUUUAUUGAUGGGUUUACAUUCUUACAGCACUAUUUACAUUUCUUGACGGAUUGUGUUGUCAAGAUAGUUGCUGAUGGUGAACUGAUGAAAUAUUUACUUAUUUAUGUGGUACAGAAAUCGAAACCAAAGCAAAAUUUGCGCCGUCAAUAAAUUAUUACAGGAAUAUACUGACCAGGAUCUUUGGAUCGACUAAAUUUUAGAUUCCAGGAAGAUUAUAGAUACAGUAAAUGUUUCCAACAUGUGGAUUUAGUGCUUUAUGUUUAGUUAGUUACCUGGUUACCUGGUAACCUGGUUACCUGGUUACCUGGUUAGCUAGUUACCUGGUUACCUGGUUACCUGGUUACCUGGUUACCUGGUAACCUGGUUACCAGGUAACCUGGUAACCUAAUUACCUGGUUACCUGGUUACCUGGUUACCUAGUUACCUGGUUACCUGGUUACCUGGUUACCUGGUUACCUGGUUACCUGGUUACCUGGUUACCUGGUUACCUGGUUAUGAGGAUCUCGCCAACAAGGUUAGUAAAUGUUUCCAACCCGUUGAUUUAGUACUUCAUGGUUAGUUAGUAGAAAAGCUGGACGCUAACAGCUGGAAAUGGAAUGACUCUGAAAGCUCAAAUAUAGAAGCCAGCUUUUUGCAGCUGUGGUAUAGUAAGAUUAUUUAUUGGAAUCAUCAACUUUCACACUAGCUUUUUUAUUUGGUAUUAGUUUAUACUUCUAUUAUAACCUCAUUGUUAUCUUAUUGAUUAGUUUUGUAAUACAGAUUGUUUUCUUGACUUCGAACUAAUCAGUUCUCAUUCAAGUUGGACAGCUUUUUCGUUUCAUUGUAAUUUAUAAGUGAGCACAGUGCACGAUUUGUUUAAUUCAAAACGAGCACACUUCAAAUAUUGAAUAACUGACAAUUUAACGUGGAUAAAAUUGCAGCACCUAUUUGACAUGGGUAUGGGAGUAGAAGAGGGUUACAAGGAGUUUGUCCAGUAUCAUGAACAACAGCUCCGUCAUGUUGGAUUCCCAGAGGAAGCGUGGAGACAGGUUUACGAGAAGUUACAGCCGCGCACUCUCCACGACAUCGACAAGGGACUUGAAGUGAGAGAUGGGAUCGUGGUGGCUUUCAAACCUCACCAACCAUUCAGUUGUGUUUAUAUAGUGCCCCACCUGUGGACUGGUGAUGGUGGAGCUCAGUCGUUUGCUGCGUUAGAAGAUGAUAUUGACCAACCUGCCAAGUUACUUGAUAUGAUGGGAGAUAGUGAAUCCCACUCCUCAGUGAUCCCUGGUGGUAAUUCUGAUAUCAUACAUGAGAUAGCACAGAUGACUGGCUCUUCUGAGGAAGCUGCUAAAGCUGCUUACAACGAAGCUAAAGGAGACCUCGUCAAUGCAGUUGUUCUUUUAAACGGUAAUAAUAAAAACGUAGAGGGGAAAAAAAUUGCCAAUGCUUUAGGUCUGGAAGACAAAAACAAAACAAUAUCGUUUGCAGAGUUCAAGUUAGCUAUCACCGAUCAGAAAUCAGAGUAUCAGCUGGAGCAGAUGUACAAGGAUUUUGUGAGAAAGAAGCAAACAGCGCUCGGCGAGGACGGUUUUGGAACGACAUCCAACUAUAAGUGGGAGGAUGACGCAGAGGAGCACGUGAUUACAGUCACUAUUCCUGUUCCUCCAGGAACUAAACGAGGGGAUGUCAUCAGCAAAAUCACUACCAAACGCUGGACUUUUGGGGUAAAAGGGCAACCCCCCAUUAUUUAUGGCAGUUUCGCUGGGAUAGUUCAGCCUGAUGAAUGCACCUGGUACUUCGAGAAGGGGACUGACAACAUCAUAGCAAGUAUCCAGAAGAGUGACAACGAGGAGUUUAUGUGGCAAAAUCUAAUCGUCGGAGAGGAGAAAAUAAGCGAGAGAUUCUUAGAAUAUGAGCGGAGGAAGAACCUUGUCAAAGCACUGGACAGGCUGUGGUACAAUGCUCUAACUUAUCAAGCCGUUACCCCAGAGGGAACCCAAGCUCACAACUGGUACCUUCCCCCUCAGACUGUCUCCAAAAUGCUGCACAGUGAGACCCCAAACUUUAAACUAGCUCCCUUCUGGUCUUGCUAUGGCGGGAAAGUGCUGACGUUACUGUGGCCAGUUAAGACAAUCAAGGUCAGGGAAACCUGUACUUUGGAGAAGAAUCGUGUUCUGUAUACGGGGGAACCUGAUUUGCAGCGUGAGGCUAGGAUCUGGGCAGAAAAUCCUGCCAAUAUUUCUAAACCUGUCCCCAAAUCAUUCACCUCCCAGUAUGAGAAUCUGAACCCCCCGUUUACUCACAAGGUCACUGAUUGGAAUUUACCUGAGGAUGAUGUUUUGUCUGAAAGUGAAAAUGUUGAAGAGCUCACCAUAGUAACCAGCAUGAAUUUGAGUGAUGUUGCUAAGACAGAACUGAAGAAAUUGGGUGUUGUAGUGAGUGAGGGUGUUGUCUCCAGCGAGGAGGAGCCGGAGACCUAUAUCUGUCACUGGAAACAGUUCCGUGAAGACCGGACUGGAAUCUCAAAUGUUAAUAGUUUCGACCCCACUUUUACUAAUCUUAUUCGUCUUAACACUUUCGUGAGAAGCUCGUUUGGAAAUGUCAGUUGGUGGCCUAGUGGGUAUCAUCUAAACAAGGAACUACCAGCAAUCCUUGCUUUCCCACCUUCUUGGCAAGCUCAGUGGCUGUUACGUUGCAGUGAAAAGGCUGCAGCUUCAGUCAUAACUAAUUCCCCUGCUCGCUUGGGGAAGCUGUGCGAGAACAGUUUGAACUACUUCGCUCAGCCUUAUGUGAACUCGGUUACAAUUGACAACUGCCAGUGCAGCCUUGAGUUCACCUUGGUGAUAAGGAACAACAAGUGUUUUGUCUCCAGUAUCCCCGCUGUCCACAUUAGCAGGAAACCUGUCAAUGAUAUGGAAGAAAAUCAUUAUCUUAUUGAUCACUACAUUUCUCGAAGCGACGGUAGUAACUUUCCCUCCGCAUUAUGGUCCAGGUUUCUCGUUGAGUUCAGUUUAAACGAAGCAUGGCCUGUCACAGAGAGCAAGAUUCAUCACAUGAUUCACGACUUAUUUAGCAGUUUUGUGAAGAAGACUUCGGAGGUUCAUUGCUACGGAAUCCAAGUAAUCAUCACCUCAAGUCUAGAGGUUAAACUAGUUGGAGUAAGACCAAGUCCCACCUAUUUCCCCUCUCUUGAACACUUAGCUGCUGCUUGGAAGUUGUUGUUUUGUAGACCAUUACCGGUUGUGAAGGGCUUCCGAAAUAUUUUCAACGCUUCUGUUGAAUAGUUGGCAAGCAGCCAACUGUUUUAUUUUUUGGGGUAUUAUUACAAUCGAGUUAUUCUUUUUUAAAUCAAAGGGCUUACUACUGAUUGAGGCAGAUUUUUGUAGUUUUUAUAUUGUGCCUAGAUUGCGUUUUUAGAUUAUGCUUUUAGAUGAUAUUAAUAGCUUUUAGUUGUGCUGCAGACUUAAUUUCUAUUCAAAUAUAGAUUUUAAAACAUAUAACGCCCAUAUUUUGAAACAUUAUAGUUUUUGAAUAAUUCGUCAUGAA